GUGAGCGAGAGGAUGCUGGCGGGGGGCGCGAGGAGCAUGCCCAGCCCCCUCCUGGCCUGCUGGCAGCCCAUCCUCCUGCUGGUGCUGGGCUCGGUGCUGUCAGGCUCCGCCACGGGCUGCCCGCCCCGCUGCGAGUGCUCGGCCCAGGACCGCGCCGUGCUCUGCCACCGCAAGCGCUUCGUGGCGGUUCCGGAGGGCAUCCCCACCGAGACCCGCCUGCUGGACCUGGGCAAGAAUCGCAUCAAAACGCUCAACCAGGACGAGUUCGCCAGCUUCCCACACCUGGAAGAGCUAGAGCUCAACGAGAACAUCGUGAGUGCCGUGGAGCCCGGCGCCUUCAACAACCUCUUCAGCCUCCGGACGCUGGGGCUGCGCAGCAACCGCCUGAAGCUCAUCCCCCUGGGCGUCUUCACCGGCCUCAGUAACCUGACCAAACUGGACAUCAGCGAGAACAAGAUUGUCAUCCUGCUGGACUACAUGUUCCAGGACCUGUACAACCUCAAGUCGCUGGAGGUCGGCGACAACGACCUCGUCUACAUCUCCCACCGAGCCUUCAGCGGCCUCAACAGCCUGGAGCAGCUGACACUGGAGAAAUGCAACCUGACCUCCAUCCCCACCGAGGCGCUGUCCCACCUGCACAGUCUCAUCGUCCUGAGGCUCCGGCACCUCAACAUCAAUGCCAUCCGGGACUAUUCCUUCAAGAGGUUGUACCGGCUCAAGGUCUUGGAGAUCUCCCACUGGCCCUACUUGGACACCAUGACACCCAACUGCCUCUAUGGCCUCAACCUGACAUCCCUGUCCAUCACACACUGCAAUCUGACCGCCGUGCCCUACCUGGCUGUGCGCCACCUGGUCUAUCUCCGCUUCCUCAACCUCUCCUACAAUCCCAUCGGCACCAUUGAGGGCUCCAUGCUGCAUGAGCUGCUACGGCUGCAGGAGAUCCAGCUGGUGGGCGGGCAGCUGGCUGUGGUGGAGCCCUAUGCCUUCCGCGGCCUCAACUACCUGCGUGUGCUAAACGUCUCGGGCAACCAGCUGACCACACUGGAGGAGUCAGCCUUCCACUCGGUGGGCAACCUGGAGACGCUCAUCCUGGACUCCAACCCGCUGGCCUGCGACUGCCGGCUCCUGUGGGUGUUCCGGCGCCGCUGGCGGCUCAACUUCAACCGGCAGCAGCCCACCUGUGCCACACCCGAAUUCGUCCAGGGCAAGGAGUUCAAGGACUUCCCGGACGUGCUCCUGCCCAACUACUUCACCUGCCGCCGCGCCCGCAUCCGGGACCGCAAAGCCCAGCAGGUGUUUGUGGACGAGGGCCACACGGUGCAGUUUGUGUGCCGGGCAGAUGGCGACCCGCCGCCCGCCAUCCUCUGGCUCUCACCCCGCAAGCACCUGGUCUCGGCCAAGAGCAACGGGCGGCUCACAGUCUUCCCCGACGGCACGCUGGAGGUGCGCUACGCCCAGGUACAGGACAAUGGCACGUAUCUGUGCAUCGCGGCCAACGCGGGCGGCAACGACUCCAUGCCGGCCCACCUGCAUGUGCGCAGCUACUCGCCCGACUGGCCCCAUCAGCCCAACAAGACCUUCGCUUUCAUCUCCAACCAGCCGGGCGAGGGAGAGGCCAACAGCACCCGAGCCACCGUGCCUUUCCCCUUCGACAUCAAGACCCUCAUCAUUGCCACCACCAUGGGCUUCAUCUCUUUCCUGGGCGUCGUCCUCUUCUGCCUGGUGCUGCUCUUUCUCUGGAGCCGGGGCAAAGGCAACACGAAGCACAACAUCGAGAUCGAGUACGUGCCCCGCAAGUCGGACGCAGGCAUCAGCUCUGCCGACGCGCCCCGCAAGUUCAACAUGAAGAUGAUAUGA
Messenger RNA from Puma concolor (puma), 1857 nucleotides. The record is from RefSeq and is a predicted model, not a curated record. Lineage: Eukaryota; Metazoa; Chordata; Mammalia; Carnivora; Felidae.